Molecule: messenger RNA, 2093 nt
Organism: Hippocampus comes (tiger tail seahorse)
Lineage: Eukaryota; Metazoa; Chordata; Actinopteri; Syngnathiformes; Syngnathidae
Gene: urad
Product: ureidoimidazoline (2-oxo-4-hydroxy-4-carboxy-5-) decarboxylase
Exons: 8
Coding region: 267-1664 (465 amino acids)
Biological process (GO): allantoin metabolic process; urate catabolic process
Cellular component (GO): peroxisome
Molecular function (GO): 2-oxo-4-hydroxy-4-carboxy-5-ureidoimidazoline decarboxylase activity
Source: RefSeq, a predicted model, not a curated record
CGCUUGACGACUGCCAUAGGAUAGGACGACCACCAUUAUCCCGUGCAGUAGUUUUGUCGUUCAGAUACGAUCCUGACUCAUUGUUGUUGUUUUUUUUGAAUUGGACUUAGCCUUUUAACUACACUCAGUUAUAUCUUAUUUUGUACGCGCAAACGAGACGGUUUGGAGCACAGAAGUACAUACUGAGCCACCGCUUUUUGAGUAUUAACACACGUCGACGUCGUCGCCAUUUUGAAUGUGGCGAAGUGGAGAGGAUCGGCGAUAAGAUGCCUCAUUCGUGUUCUUCCUUGACUUGUACCAACCGUUUCACAGUCGAAACCAGAGCUCGUGGGAUUUCAUUUCACAGGUUUCCCAAAGACAGAGUGCUGAGAAAAAAAUGGGAAAAAGCUGUCAGAAGAGGAGGAUUUGCUUCCAAUUCGUCAACCAUGCUCUGCAGUGAGCACUUCAGACCGGAAGACUUUGACAGAACAGGUCAGACAGUCAGGCUCAGAGAAGGAACUGUUCCUGUCUGCUGUUUCAAACCUCCUGAUAAUAAGGCUCCCAGGAUGUCUCAGACCUCACAGAAGGCACGGGAGCCCCUCCCAACAGAUACUUCCAAGCUUGUCAAAGAGACCACCACCCAGCCUGAGCCCAAAUCCGUACCUGUGCCCGCUGUUGACCACGCUUACGCUUCAACACCGGAAGAGCUGAGGGUCAAACUCAGUGAAGCCCUAGCGAGGGUGGAGAGUCUGGAAAGAGACAAGAGGAACGCCAAGGACAGGGAGAGGAGGGCAAGGAACACCGUGAGUUGUCUUCUGGAGGAUCUCGAGGUGAAGAAAAUCCUGAAUGAUGAAUUGAAGGAGCGGCUCGACAUAUACUCAGAUCUUCCAGUUCACCUCCUCUCCAAACACAGCCACAAAUAUACCAAAGAGCAGAGGGAGUUUGCCGCGACUCUCCACUUUCACGGACCGAAGGCAUACGACUACCUGCGAGAGUCUCUGCAUAUUAAUCUGCCGCAUCCACAUACCUUGCAAAAAUGGGUGAGCUCUGGGGAGACGAAGCUUGACCUCAACACGACGAUGCUGGACACACCAAGACAAGAGGACGACACAGCUCAAUAUUUAGACUUUUCAGGUUGCAGAGCAGCCGUUCGGGUGAACAUGGAACUCUCCCGAGUCAACGAGCUUCCCUACGAGGAGUUUGUGAAGAUUUUCGGCAACGUGGUGGAGAGGUGUCCUAUCGUGGCGGCGGCCGUUUGCUCUCAGCGUCCCUUCGCCGACAUCGACGCUUUGGAAGCGGCCAUCUGCGACUUCAUCGACGCUCUGUCCGAAUCGGGCAAAGAGGGGAUCCUCAGGUGCCACCCGGAACUUGCUGGCCAGGACCUCCAGGCCCACACCUUGACCCACGAGUCCAAGAGCGAGCAGUCGAGCGUGGGCUUGGACUCACUGGGCGCAGAGGAAGCCGACACCUUGUCCUGCUUGAACGAAGAGUACAAGGAGCGCUUCGGCUUCCCGUUUGUUAUCUGUACCCGCUUGAGCGAGAAGGCCAGUAUUUUCCAGGAGAUACGCAACCGCAUCGCAAAUGGGUGCACGGAGGAGAGAGAGCGUGCCAUUGAGGAGGUCAAGAAAAUAUGUCGUCUACGUCUUCGGGACCUCGUGCACAGUGACGCCGCAGCUCAAUUUUAAAUUGCAUGUAUUUACGUAGCCUAAACUGGUGGUUAUAAUUGGGCUUUCAGAUGACAUUUGAGCGAGUUGUGCAAAAGGUAUAUGUGCAUUCUAAAGUCUGGAGAGUGUCAAAUUAUUUUUUUCCGUUAAUGUUCUCGUGCAUUUUAGGUUCAUUCUGAAAUUUUACCCAAUACUGUAUUCAUUAUUUUUUGAGAGGCAACAUUGACAUCCUAAUUAACAUAUUGUUCACAUUGACAUGAAAAAAACAUGGAAUCUAUGUCAUACUGAGGCCAAAUAAAUCUGAACUGACCUGCGGUGUUAACAUAGCCCAAGUGUGUAUUUGGUUAAAAGUAAAGUUUUCCAUGGUUUCUUUGUUUGUUUGAUGAGUAGUCAGAUACUCCAAAGUUCCAACUAUUUGUACACAAACAUUAAAAAGUAAUUUUUCCAUCA